Messenger RNA from Syzygium oleosum, 3625 nucleotides. RefSeq names its product putative pentatricopeptide repeat-containing protein At1g13630. Bases 104 to 2632 code for a protein of 842 amino acids. NCBI's taxonomy places the organism in Eukaryota, Viridiplantae, Streptophyta, Magnoliopsida, Myrtales, Myrtaceae. The record is from RefSeq and is a predicted model, not a curated record. The transcript has 7 exons. Gene Ontology annotation, molecular function: protein binding.
AAAGAAACGCGGAAGAGAAAAGCAAAACGAGCCUUUCUUUUCGUUUCCCUUUCACUUCCUCUCGCCAGCGACGAGCGAGCGCCGUCCCUCCCUCCCGAGUUCCAUGCUCGCCCGCGUUCGCCGAUGCAAUCCCCUUCGUCUCCCCGCUAAAUCUCCCGCCCUCUUCUCCAUGCCUUCCUUUCUCUCGGUCAAUCCCUUAGCCGCCGCCGUCGCCGCCGCGGCGAGGCUCGACUCCGGCGGCGAGCCCGUCACCGCGGCCUCGACCUCCUCCGGCGGUCCCGACGACCCUGUUCGUCGGCUCGUCGGCGGGCUGAGGGGCUCGGGAGCGGAGGGAUUCGUUGCUUCUUCCCACUUCGGGGCCGUCGUUUCCAAGCUGAGCCGGCUUCAGGUCGACCGAGUGGUGGGUGCUUUGAACGUCGAGAGCCCCGGUUUGGCGGUUGCCUUCUUCGAUGUCUUGAGGAAUGAGUACGGGUUUCGGCAUUCGAGGUUCUCUUGGUUGCUGGUCUCGCAUGUUUUAGCUGGGGAGCGGGAGCUGGGGCGAUUGCGGUGGGUUCUCCAGCAAAUGCUGGAGGAGGAAGGCUCUGGCUCCGCACCUGCUCUUUGCGAGGUUUUAUCAAAUAGCUUCCGCGAUUGGAAAUCAAGUGGCGUCGUGUGGGAUGUGCUUGCCUUUGCUUAUUCGAGAGCCGGGAUGGUGCAUGAUGCCCUCUUUGUCCUUGCAAAGAUGAAGGAUUUAAGAUUGCGAGCUUCUAUAACGACAUAUAAUAGUCUACUGCAUAACUUGAGGCACACGGAUAUCAUGUGGGAUGUAUAUAAUGAGAUAAGAGCGAGCGGCAUCCCUCACAGUGAAUAUACUAAUUCCAUUAUAUUGGAUGGCCUUUGUGGGCAGUCGAGAUUUCAAGAUGCGGUUUCAUUCUUCCAGGAGACUAAUAAGACGGAGUCUGGGCCCUCAGUUGUGUCGUUUAAUACCCUCAUGUCAAGGUUUUGUAAAUUGGGUUUUCUGGAUGUUGCUCAGUCAUUCUUUUGUACGAUGCUCAAAUUUGGACUGCCACCUGAUACAUACACUUACAAUAUCCUCAUCCAUGGUUUGUGUGUAGCAGGUUCCAUGGAAGAGGCAAUAGAAUUUGCAAAUGAUAUGGAGAAGAGUGGACUGGGUCCUGAUGUUGUGACAUUCAAUAAUCUUGCUAAAGGAUUUCAUCUCCUGGGUCUAAUUGGUGGGGCUUGGAAAGUCAUUAAUAAAAUGCUGCUCAAAGGGUUGCAUCCUGAUCAGGUAACGUACACCAUUCUUAUAUGCGGACAUUGCCAGGCAGGCGAUAUAGAUGAAGGCUUAAAGCUUAGGGAGGAGAUGCUUUCGCUGAAUUUGCCAUUGAAUAGCAUCUCAUACACAGUACUGCUCAGCAGCCUGUGUAAAAGUGGUCGAGUUGUUGAAGCAUUGAACUUACUAUAUGAAAUGGAAGAUACUGGCGUGCAACCAGACAUAGUGACAUAUUCUAUCCUCAUCCAUUGGCUUUGCAAGCAAGGCAAAGUUCAAAAAGCUAUUAUGGUCUAUCAGGACAUGAUAUCAAAGAGGAUCUUUCCAAAUUCUUUUUCACAAACUUCCAUUCUGCUGGGAAUGUGUCAAAGGAGGACUAUAAAAGAGGCUAGGAUGUAUUUCGAUGCUCUCACAAGAAGCAAUUUGACAGAUUGUGUUGUUUGGUAUAACAUUAUGAUUGAUCAGUAUGCAAAAUGUGGAGAAAUUGGAGAAGCUGUGGAUCUCUACAAACAGAUUGUUACAAAGGGGAUCACUCCUAGUACUGUAACUUUUAACUCUCUCAUUUUUGGAUUCUGCAAACAAAGAAAACUUGACGAGGCUAGGUGGUGUUUGGAUGCUAUGAAGUUAUAUGGACUGAUACCUAGCGCCAUAACUUAUACUAUUCUUAUGAAUGCAUUUUGCGAAGAACGUAAUAUGCAUAGCAUGCUGGCAUUGUUUCAUGAGAUGGAAACAAAAGCUGUAGUCCCAACACAUGUCACGUACACAGUGAUCAUUAAAGGACUUUGCAGGCAAUGGAAGCUGCAAGAGGCUGUACAAAUCCUCAAUGGAAUGUAUACUAAGGGCUUAAGACCCGAUCAAGUCACCUAUAAUACCAUUAUCCAGAGCUUCUGCAAAGCAAGAAACCUGGAAAAUGCAUUUCAGUUGCACACUGAGAUGUUAGCGCGUGACCUUGAGCCCACUCCGGUUACUUAUAAUCUACUUAUAAAUGGACUUUGUGUGUAUGGUGAAUUAACAGAUGCUGAUAGCUUGCUGGUUUCUCUUCAAGACAGAAAUGUAAACCUGACAAAGGUUGCUUAUACCACCAUCAUCAAAGCACAUUGCGCGAAGGGCGAUGUGGAAAGAGCAAUUUUUUACUUCGGUCAAAUGAUGGAGAAGAGAUUCGAAAUAUCAAUUAGAGAUUAUAGUGCUGUAAUUAAUAGAUUAUGCAAACGGUCCUUACUUGCUGAAGUUAAAACUUUUUUCCUUAUGAUGUUAUAUGAUGGCAUAUCUCCAGAUCAUCAGAUAUGUGAAGCAAUGCUCGAUGCUUUUCGUGAGGGCGGAGACCUUCAAUCAUAUUUCCAACUUCUGGGCGAGAUGAUUAAACUUGGCUUGCUCCUAGAUUAAGCAUGGGGAUUUAAUCAUUGACGCCCCUCGUGGGAAGGAAAGCUGUGUCUCUAUGUAGAAACUGACAUAACAGGCAUUGUGAAUAGUAAUUUCUAAUGGAGCUGGCUGCCCUCAUUGAACUCUUCAACUGCGCUCCCUGGUUAUCAAACAUAGUUCAUCUUAUUGGUUAAUCUGUGUGGAAUAUGCUCCAUUCCAAUGUUUCCGUGGAAUAUGCAUAUCAGGUGAGAUGAUUAAAGUCUGCAUACUUGCAGAUUAAUUGUGGGGACUCCGUCAUUGAUUCCCUGAAGCUCUUUGCUUGUUUAGCCUUGUGUAAGAGGUCAUGGUUUCAUGUUUGUGAAGAAUUCAUUGAUCUCCGUUGAUUCUGCUGCCUUGGGUCAUUCCUUCAACUAUUUUCAGUGAUGAUCAGACGGUAUUCCUUAUUGAUUAAUUGGUGCGGAACUUGCUCCUUCCAAAUGACUCUAAUUAGUUGGGAAUACUUAUUUCGUGGAAGUCUGCAAGUCAGAACGAGUUAAACUUCACAUAAAUCCAAGUAGCCUUUCCCAUUGGGAUUUUCGGUUUUUUCAAGAUGGCUCAUUCCAUGAAGCAUCAUCAGGCACUUGUAAUAUCGUUGGCCCUGUUUCAAUUUGGUGCAUUAUCGGGAGGGAAUGACUCGCCAGCUGUUGCCCGCUGCAAAAGCACCAUGAUGAAAUAGAGAGGUGGUGUUGUCUCCUACUGCAAUAUCCCUCCGAGGAGUUCUCUAUUUUGACAAAGCUUGAGAGGCCUUGUCUGUAACCUCAGAUCCUCGGGUCAAUGGUUUGAUAGAUGAUGGAGAGGAGUGCAAAGGCUGUUAAAAGGAAACAUAAGUUAGGCAGUCUCAAUUCAAUCUUUUGAACAUCCUAUGCGGCGGUCGAUCUUGGAAACUGCCUGAUUCGGGCUACGGAUGGGUGGGUAAAGAUUGCCAUUUUGUUAAAAGCACAUCAAAGAAGUUUGGCGGACUAUAAUAGAAUCACAAAA